AUGCCGCACUCUCCCCGCUCCUCAAGCAGCAGAGGGGAAGUGCCUUCCGUGACCAGCUAUGGCCAGGUGAUCGAGUACAUCGAGAGUGAGUUUAAUCAAUCGCACGAGUAUCGACUCUACCUCGCAUCUUACACCCACACCCCCGACGAAAAGACUCCCUUCCCUUACCCAGCGCCCAAGCAGUCUCGAUCACCGAACAAGCGGUCUUCUCGAGCACACGCUGGCCCGCAGAGCGCCUCCGGAUUGAUCCCUUCUCAACCUCCGCACUAUUUCUCGAUCGACCGAACCCUGCUCUACAAUGCCUUCCAUGCCGACUUUGGUCCACUGCACAUCGGACAUCUUUACCGCUUUGCCGUACAAUUACACGAGGUUCUUGGACACCCAGACAAUGAGAACAAGCCAGUAGUAUUCUGGAGUCAUGCGGACUCGCGCAGUCGGGCAAAUGCAGCAUGCAUUCUUGCAACAUACAUGGUUCUAAUCCAGAACUGGCCACCACAUCUCGCUCUCGCACCCAUCGCCCAAAUGGACCCGCCAUGUAUGCCGUUCCGCGACGCUGGCUACAGUCAGGCCGACUACUCUCUCACAAUUCAAGAUGUGGUAUACGGUGUUUGGAAGGCCAAGGAAGAAGGGCUGGUCGGUCUAAAAGAGUUCAGCCUGGAGGAGUAUGAAAAGUACGAGCGCGUGGAUAUGGGAGACUUCAACUGGAUAUCACCCGACUUUCUGGCAUUUGCAUCACCACAACAUCAGCCAACAACAGUGAUCCCGCCGACCGAUCCGCUAUAUGCACAGCUGCCGAGAUCAGUCUCGGCACUAUCCCGCGACAAGACAAUUCCUCAACCUUUCAAGAAUGUGCUCGGACACUUCGCCGAACGCGGUAUCGGCUUGGUCGUUCGAUUGAACUCUGAGCUCUACUCUCCGAGCUACUUCACCGCACUGGGUAUCAGACACAUGGACAUGAUCUUCGAUGACGGCACAUGCCCAGCAUUGAGCAUUGUGCGGAAGUUUGUCGACCUGGCUCACAACACGAUCAACAAAGAUCACAAGGGUAUUGCUGUUCACUGCAAGGCUGGCCUUGGCCGAACGGGGUGUCUGAUCGGCGCUUAUCUGAUCUACCGCCAUGGUUUCACGGCGAACGAAGUCAUUGCAUUCAUGCGAUUCAUGCGUCCAGGUAUGGUGGUCGGACCGCAGCAGCACUGGCUGCACCUGAACCAAGGAACUUUCCGAGAAUGGUGGUUUGAGGACACUCUCAAGCAGAAGAUUUUCGCGUCUAUGCCUCCAGCAACACCGACCAGAAUUCAGCGGUCUGCAAGCCGACGAGUGGCGAGCAACGGCCAGACGUUCACCCCUCCGAAUGCUGAGCGCCAUGUUGCAAGCCCACGACGGGCGUUGGGAGAAAUUACCAACAACGAGGCUUCCGCUACGGCAUACAGCUCUACAGAGGAUCUGAAGAACAGCUUGGGGGUUGCGGACGAGAACCUUCCAGCGCCAACUCCGGGACAGCCUCGCAAGACAAACAAGAUCUAUGGUGGGCGACGAGUGAUGACCGAGAAUCAGCCAUUUGACGUCAAGCCAGACAGUGGAAGCGUGAGCGUACAACGAACCCGAGUUGCUCGUCCCAACGAAAGUGAAGACGAAUACGCUCUUCGUAUGCUCGCUCGCAAGGCUAGCCAGUCGCCCGUCAGCCGCAGUGGAAAGCGAAGAGCUGUCUCCUGCACGACCACAACGACCACCACGACAAAGUGGGAUAUGGAGACGGCACCGGUCGCCGCGACACCUUCCCGUGCCAGAACUCCAGGCGUUCGCAGUGGUAGUGGAGUAGGAAGCUUGAGCGUCGGCAAGCGCUCUUCGCCGAUCCGUCGUAGCACCGAGGGCAAGACCAGUGUUCGCAAGACCAGCGGCAGAGUCGGCAGUGUCGGAGGCCCGCAAGCCCUUCGCGCGCAGAAGAGCUCUUAG
This is a messenger RNA of Zymoseptoria tritici IPO323, 1953 nucleotides long. It is a transcript of the gene MgCDC14, whose product is annotated as MgCDC14, mitotic control protein tyrosine phosphatase cdc14. NCBI's taxonomy places the organism in Eukaryota, Fungi, Ascomycota, Dothideomycetes, Mycosphaerellales, Mycosphaerellaceae. Gene Ontology annotation, cellular component: spindle pole; mitotic spindle; mitotic spindle midzone. Gene Ontology annotation, biological process: protein dephosphorylation; microtubule cytoskeleton organization; positive regulation of cytokinesis. The transcript has 4 exons. The record is from RefSeq and is a predicted model, not a curated record. The coding region runs from base 1 to 1953 and encodes 650 amino acids. Gene Ontology annotation, molecular function: protein tyrosine/serine/threonine phosphatase activity; protein serine/threonine phosphatase activity.